GACGAAAAGUGACAUCACGUGCAGUGACGCACUUCGUUUCCUCAGGCAGCUCAUUGGUGGCGAUUACCUCGUCCUUGUCGGGAAAUAUCCACAAAGUACUAUUACACUAACAAAAUGGGAACUCGAGAUGAUGAAUACGAUUAUUUAUUUAAAGUUGUGCUUAUAGGAGACUCCGGGGUGGGGAAGAGUAACCUGCUGUCCCGUUUCACGAGAAAUGAGUUCAACCUGGAGAGCAAGAGCACCAUCGGGGUGGAGUUCGCCACACGCAGUUUGCAGGUGGACGGCAAGACCAUCAAGGCUCAAAUUUGGGACACCGCUGGACAGGAGCGCUACAGAGCCAUCACCUCGGCGUAUUAUCGCGGCGCGGUCGGGGCGCUGCUGGUAUACGACAUCGCCAAACACCUGACGUAUGAGAAUGUGGAGCGCUGGCUGAAGGAGCUGAGGGACCACGCCGACAACAACAUUGUUAUAAUGCUGGUCGGCAACAAAAGCGACCUACGGCACCUCAGGGCCGUGCCCACUGACGAGGCUCGGGCCUUUUCGGAAAAAAACACGCUGUCCUUCAUCGAAACCUCUGCCUUGGACUCCACCAACGUAGAAGAAGCAUUCAAGAACAUUCUCACCGAAAUCUACCGCAUUGUAUCUCAGAAACAAAUAUCGGACAGAUCGGCACACGACGAUUCCCCGGGAAACAACGUGGUCGACAUCAGCGUCCCGCCCACCAUUGAUGGACAGAAGGGCAACAAACUGGCAUGCUGCCAAAGCUUGUGAAGCCCCUCCUCCCUAUUCUUUCUCACUUUUGACUUUGAUCAUCUGCCUUUUUGCUGCUUUACUUGCAGGAUUGCUGAGACUGAAGACCCGGUAUUUUUAUGUUUCAAUUUACACAGAGCUAACUGACCGUGGGCAGGAUUUCCCUUCAAAUAAGAAUCUGACUUCUAGGUGAAAAUCAAAUAACGAUUGCUUUCAACACAACUGGACGGUCGGGGUAUGACAUGGCACGCCGUUCUUUAUGGAGGUUAAUUUGUGUCUUUUUAUUACGAAAGCUUUUUUUUAUUUGACACUAAAAAUAUGUAACUGAUUUUUUUUUCGUUUGAGCUGAAUUCUUUUUACAUAGAAUCAUUUAAAAAAAAAAGUUUUUUAAAAUUCAGUGUGUAAAAAAUGUAUUGUAAAAAAAUUGUGCUAACAAAUUCAGUGUCGAAAAAUUUGCUGCUUCAAAAAUCAUGUCAUGUCAUAUAAUUCUGUAAAAAAAAAAAAAAAAAUUAUUUUUGAGAUGGUUUGUUUCGUUAAUAAGUAAUACACAUUUAAUAGGACACUUAGAAUGUACAUGAAAAUGCAGAAUGUGGGAUUUACAAUAUUAGCUAUGAACAAUAAAACACUGAAUAUUGAGAAUAUAUUAACGUCGCACCUCUACUUCCCAAGUUCCCAAACCACGAACUCGAUCGACAUAUUUUAUAAUCGAGCAAGAACAACAAAGGUGUGACAAACAUGGCAUAACAUAAAGGCCCAGGGUAAAAACAAUCCACUUAUUUCUAAAAAAAUACCAGAGUUUUGCAGGACUUUGUCGUAGGAAUAUUCUUCCGUCAGACACUCACAAUCAGGCUUUUUUGCUCUGUAAACAAGCCCCACUCACUCUUUUUGUGCCUGGUCUGCAUAAAGCAUAGUUUAUGGUGUACUAUACCAAGGUAGCCCAGUGAACUGCCUUUUUAUGCUGUUUUGCAUGACCCGUGUCAUGUGACUUCAAACUUGACACCUCAUUGCCUGGUUUUGACCCCGGAUCGAUUGCUUCAGUCUUAAUUUAGUGGAAAAGUCUUGCUUUUGGAGCAGCACAUUAUUCAGCACUGAUUUUUUGUUUUGUUCACUGAAUUUCAAAUCACAUAAUUUUUUGCAAUAACUGUCAAUAUAAUUUAAUGUAAAAAAAAAAGAACAAAAAAAAAUCAGUUCCCAAAAUUCAAACGCUAGACAUUCAGUGUCAAAACACGCUUUAGUAAUAAAGACACAAAUUAACCUCCAGAGCUGUGAUGCUUUCCGUCAUCCCCAUACCCACAGUAACUAUCCCACCUCUGUAACUACCUCCAAAUACUGACAAUUGCUGAGUUGGCUUCAUCCCUACCUUUCUGUCUUGGUGCCCUUUGUACAGGGUGAGGGCGUAAAAAUGCCGGCUUUUUCAGUCAGUGUGAAAGGGGCUUGUGUCUGAUGCUUGCUGUUGCUGAGUCCACCAUGAGUCAAAUUCCUGUCACUAACGAUCCCAUUGACCCACUGAUGUGAACACGGUGGCGAGGGAUCUUAGUGUUCCGUGAUUCCUACCUUGUCCUGUACAUGUGACACGUCAUGCCGCAGUGCAAACCCCCUUUCAUGCCUGCUCGACCUAACUCGUCUUCUCAUAUGCGAGAAUGGAGUGUGCUUAUUUAACCAUACAAUGUGGAUUUCCCCCCCCCCAUUUUUGAGGGGUGAGGAGUUGGCAGGAGCCAGAAAGCAGCCUGGCUGUGACUGUCUUGACUCAGUAUGGGCAAAUAUGAAUGAACCGUUCAAUUUUUUUUAUAUUACAGGACACCAAAGGAGGACGGAUGCAAUCAUUAGCACAACUAGCAAAGCUUUUUGCAAGCAUGAGCAAAUGUGAGUAAAUUAGUGUUUGUUUGGGCUUUGUGUGUUUGCGUGCGUGUGUGUAUACCACUUUAAAAGUUAAAAAAAACAAACAUUUGCACUUCCAAUCAUUUCAAUGUUUCAUACCCAGAUGUUCUUAACACUGGUGUGACCUUUUGAGAAAUAAAUGUGUCAUCUGAUUGCAUUUAUAUGGGAACAUGAAUAACACUCCCUUUUGAGAAACAUCCAGUAAAAGUUUAUCCAUUGAGAAAAGAGAACCUGUAAGCAUGCGUGACUUGUUGCAUCAAAACAUUUCCCUUUUCUUCAACGUUAGGACUAAAAAUUGCUGAUGCAUCAAUAAAGACCAUUUGUAUAA
Messenger RNA from Nerophis ophidion (straightnose pipefish), 2956 nucleotides. Its product is annotated as ras-related protein Rab-11B. Gene Ontology annotation, molecular function: GTP binding; GTPase activity. Lineage: Eukaryota; Metazoa; Chordata; Actinopteri; Syngnathiformes; Syngnathidae. Gene Ontology annotation, biological process: regulated exocytosis; constitutive secretory pathway. The transcript is spliced from 5 exons. Bases 115 to 771 code for a protein of 218 amino acids. The record is from RefSeq and is a predicted model, not a curated record. Gene Ontology annotation, cellular component: recycling endosome.